AACGCUUAUUAAAAGGAUCAACAACUCAAGACAGAAGUACACAUACAUUACAGAGGCAACAGAACCACCAAAUCAAAUUGUUUCCAAUAUUCAAAGAAAAUGGGAAAAGGAGGAGCUUACGUGACGGUGGCGGCGGAAGAGGUGGAGGAGCUACGGAGGAGGAACGGAGAAUUGGAGAGAGAAAUGGAGGAGAUGAAGAAAGAGAUGAUUCAGUUGUGGCGGAGGACGGUGGUGGCGGAAGAGGCGGAGGAGAGACUCUGCUCGCAGCUGGCGGAGCUGGAGGUCGAGUCUCUAGAUCAGGCGCGUGAGUAUGAGUCUCGUAUACACUUCCUCGUGGACCGAGUCUCUCGUCUCUCUUCCUCCUCUCUCGAAGUCGUUGUUAUGAAUUCUUAGUCUGAUAUUAUACUAAUAUCUGUAAAAACGGCUAAGAAUUGUAUGAUCUAUACCAGUUUUAAGUUCUUUUUUUUUUUUUAGUUAGGAGAUCCAAAACCUCUAGAGCUAGUCUAAUGUAAACAAAAGUAAAACAAAUCAUCACUGUAUUAAAAUUUCCAUUUUCAACAUUUAUAUACCUAGAAAACAUUUUUUUCUCGUU
Messenger RNA from Brassica oleracea var. oleracea, 592 nucleotides. RefSeq lists its product as uncharacterized. Gene Ontology annotation, biological process: cellular oxidant detoxification. The transcript has a single exon. Lineage: Eukaryota; Viridiplantae; Streptophyta; Magnoliopsida; Brassicales; Brassicaceae. The record is from RefSeq and is a predicted model, not a curated record. The coding region runs from base 100 to 393 and encodes 97 amino acids.